Molecule: messenger RNA, 1463 nt
Organism: Monodelphis domestica (gray short-tailed opossum)
Lineage: Eukaryota; Metazoa; Chordata; Mammalia; Didelphimorphia; Didelphidae
Source: RefSeq, a predicted model, not a curated record
CCCCUACCCUCUUUAGUUGCAGGGGGAGUGGCCUGAGAGGAGGGGGGGCCUGAGGGGAGGGGUGUCCACCUAAGGAAUGGGGAGCAUGAAAUGAAGACUUAAUCACCCCCAAAACCAUCAAUUCCCCCACGCCGAACCCAGGAUCUUACUUUAUCCUGGGCCUUGCUCCUAUUUAGCACCCCUUCUUUAUUUUCUUCCAUGCUUACUUCACUGGGUUCUGGCAGAUGAGACAUCUGAACUCCCAAUACCAACCCCCAUUCCCUUCCCUCAAAGACCUACCCUAUACUCCACAAGGAAGCUAUUCUUACAAGGCUGUACUUCAAAGCACAAGACCAGAGAUGAACGGAUGCAAGGAUGGAUGGAUGGAUGGAUGGAUGGAUGGAUGGAUGAGUGAAUUGAAUGAAAAUGCAUCUAGCAGGUAUUUUGGAAUUGAAGAAUUUUCAAUUUUGCUUACUUCUAAGCAGUUCUACAGGACUGAAAACUACUGAGAAUGACUAUGACUCAGUUUUCACCGAUGAAGAAGAUGAAAAAUCAUGCAAUGAUCUAUUGGUGUUACUGCCAACAAAGUCCUGGGGCCCAUCAUCGUCUGUAAAGUCCAAAUUACCAGAACCUGAUAAAGAACAUGAAGACUCAAGGGAAGGGACAGAAAGUACCCCGGAGAAAAGGAAAUCUUUUUGCCCACCCUGCUAUGCUUGGCAGCCACUCUUUUUUUUACAACCGUUGGGGUUUUCUGCAAUGGAGAUGGGACCCAAAGCCUUGACAGGGACUGGGCUAAUGGUGAAUGGGCUCCACUAUGAAACUUGCCCAAAUCUCAAGAAGGCUUCUUCUAAGACCAAACCUUUAAAGACCGGAAAGAUGAAUCCCAAGCCUAGGGACCAACCAUCAGGGAUGGAUCAACUCUUGGAGAUGUUUGAGAAGAACAAACAAAGGAUUGCGGAACUGAGUGAUUUUAUGGAACAAAAACCGACUUUAUCCAUCUUUCUAAACCAGAGGAACUCAGGAUUGAAUAGGCAUCCGCCUAUGUUUCUUCCGCAGGAGAAAAACCAUCAGCCUGUUCGGAAAAAGACUCCAGUGUCUAAAGAACGCCCUCUCCCCAAAUACGAAGUCUGGUCAAAUAGUAGUCCCCUUAAACGACCUUGCUUCCAGUCACCAAACUUCUUUCAUCCGAAAACACCUCUGCUAGACAAACAUCAUUUGCAAAGCUUCUAUCCAGAACCAAGGCCCUGGACCCCCCGAUGUACAUGCACACCACUUUCCACGAGGGGGCGCUAAAUGGUCACCUGCUACUAAGAGAGGUGGCGGGGAGGUCCCGGAAGAUCAUGAGGGGGAGAGCCACCAUCUGACUCCCUCAGGACCCUCCCCCCCACUCUCAGGUCCUUGUGGGGACCCCACUUUGAGGAUUGGCCCUGACUUUCAAGGGGUAACGAGGAGAAUAAACAUCAGGCCCAGGCCAAUGCAAUCUA